GGCAGAAGACGGCGCUUCUUAAUAGCAAAAAAUGAGGUUAAGUUGGAUGCAUGUAAUGUGGGAAAAUAUUCACAAAAUUAUCGCAUAAGUAUUAAAUAUGUCGCAGUUUGAAACUGUGUAUGUAUCUACUGCAUGUAAUCGUACACCGCAUAGUGUCGACUGGGGUAGGAAUAAGUUGGUUUGUUACGGUGCAUCUAAUUCUGUUGCAAUAUACGAUCCUAAGUAUGCUGAUGCUGGAAAGGUGGUGUCAGUGCUAUGUCAACACAAAAAUCGAGUGAAUUCAGUUCGAUGGAUAAGACAUAAAAAUGGAUUACCAGAAACAGAGUUUGUGUCUGCAUCCUCUGACUGUACUGCUAUUGUUUGGACCAGAAUAAAUGACUAUAGUUUCUUUCCAACAUCCAUCUUGAAGGGUCAUGAGGGUACAGUUACUGUUGCUGAUGGUAUUUAUGUGGCAGAUAGAAAUGUUGACUCAGCUAAACAGACUGCAAUAAUUGCUACUGCAUCAGUAGAUUCCUCAGUAAAAGUAUGGAUGCGCCAUGAAAAUGAAGAUGAUGUUAUUUGUUUGCAAACGCUGAGCUUCGGGUCUGGCUUCUGUCUGUGUGCACGUCUCUGCUUCCUGCCUGGAACAGACAUUGUGCUGUUGUCAUGUGCUGCAGAUGAUGCAAAAAUCCAUUUAUUUGCUGAGAGCAUAAGCAAUGCCAUACAGGGACCUUUGAAGGAAUAUGCCAAGCAGUUUGUCAGAGUGGACAGCUUGGUUGGUCAUGAGGACUGGAUUAGGGCUAUGGAUUUUACUUUGGAUGAUUCUGGCCAUCUGCUACUUGCCAGCAGCUCGCAGGAUUCUUUGAUUCGUUUAUGGCGAAUAGCUCCAUGUGGUGAGAAAACAGCUACAAGUACUAGGAAACGGAUUGGUGAAUUAGAUUUAGAAGAAGACAUCCAGCCUGAUGAGAAGUUCUUCAGUGUCAUUGUGCAAGAUGAUACAGCAGCAUAUUUUGCUGUUUCUCUGGACUCAGUGUUGGCUGGACAUGAGGGCUGGGUAUACGGAAUAGACUGGCACCCACCAAUUUACUCUGAAGACAAGAAGAGGUGUACACAACCCAUGAAACUUCUUUCUUCAUCUCUGGAUAAGUCAAUAAUCAUCUGGGAGCCAGAUGCCUCAUCAGGAGUUUGGUUGGAAUCUGUCAGAGUUGGUGAGAUUGGAGGCAACACCCUUGGAUUUUAUGGUAGUAAAUUUAGCCCUGAUGGCCAAAGCAUUAUAGGUCAUGGCUAUCAAGGAUCAUUCCAUCUGUGGACCUAUUCUGAUGAGCUGGGGACAUGGGAGCCAGGUGUGACUGUUGGAGGUCAUUUUGGUGAGGUUGUGGAUAUUCAGUGGGAACCUGGUGGACGCUUCUUGUUCAGUGUCAGUACUGAUCAGACAACCAGGAUCCAUGCUCCAUGGAUUAGAGAUGAUCACCAAGAGGAAACUUGGCAUGAACUUGCACGGCCUCAGGUCCAUGGCUAUGAUAUUUCCUGCCUAGCAGUUUUAUCACGAUACAGAUUUGCAUCAGGAGCAGAGGAGAAAGUCAUUCGAGCAUUUCGAGCGCCAAAUAAUUUUGUUAAGAAUUUUCGGCAAAUAUGCAAAGUAGAAUCUGAUAAAGACAUUGAAAAUAGUGAUGCAUUUGCAGUUCCUCAAGGGGCAUCUGUACCUACAUUGGGUCUUUCCAAUAAAGCUGUGUAUGAGGGUCAAGAAGUGCCCCCUGAAGAAAGACAUGUUAAGGAUGAAUAUCCAGAAUUCUACUUCACACCACUUAAUUUGAAAGAACCCCCUACUGAAGAAAACCUGUUGCAGAACACAUUGUGGCCCGAAGUUCAGAAACUUUAUGGUCAUGGUUAUGAACUGUUUGCACUUGCUGCAAGACAUGAUGGAACUCUUUUAGCAUCGGCAUGUAAAGCAACCACAGCAGAACAUGCUGCCAUCAUUAUCUGGGACACGUCAACAUGGAAACAGAUGCAAAGGCUUGUGUCUCAUCAGCUGACAGUGACGCAAAUGGAAUUCUCUCCUGAUGACCGUUUCCUGUUGUCUGUCUCUCGUGAUCGUCGGUGGAGUCUUUUCCAGUUGGAAGACAGUGAAUUGGACAGGAAGAUCUACAGACUUAUUGCUAACACAGAGAAGAAGACUGGAGUACAUGCUCGCAUUAUAUGGUGCUGUAGUUGGACUUAUGAUUCCAAGUAUUUUAUCACUGGAUCUCGUGAUGGUAAAGUAGCAGUAUGGGGUCAUGAAGGAGCAACAUCAGAAACAGCAUCUCCACUUCAUCAGUAUACUUUAAGCUCAAAGCCACUUGAGCUCCCAGAUCAGUCUGUUACUGCUGUGGCUGUGGCUCCAGUGAAAAUUGCUGCAGAUGUAUACCUGGUAGCUGUUGGACUUGAGAGUGGUUGCAUAAACAUGUAUAAGUGGUCACCUGUCAGUACAGGAACUGUAGACAACUGGCAGAGAUGUCUGGAGCUUGACAAUUCAGUUGCACACCACCUGGCAGUAAAGAAACUGUCAUUUCGACCACUAGUGGAUACUGGAAGCGACUGUGAUAAGAAUACCUUGAAGAAUUUGCAGAUUUCAAGUUGUGGAGCUGAUCAUGCAGUCAAAAUAUUCAAUAUUUAUGUGAAUAAAUUAUGAUUAUAAAGUGACUGUGUGUAUGAUUAAAUAAAAGCAACCUUUUGUUUUAUCUGAG
Messenger RNA from Cryptotermes secundus, 2702 nucleotides. RefSeq names its product probable elongator complex protein 2 (gene Elp2). Gene Ontology annotation, biological process: tRNA wobble uridine modification. Lineage: Eukaryota; Metazoa; Arthropoda; Insecta; Blattodea; Kalotermitidae. Gene Ontology annotation, molecular function: protein binding. Gene Ontology annotation, cellular component: elongator holoenzyme complex. The record is from RefSeq and is a predicted model, not a curated record. The transcript has 12 exons. Bases 98 to 2647 code for a protein of 849 amino acids.